UGUUAUAGGAGUUAAACAUGCAGAAUUAAACGCAAUUGAAGACUUAUUAAAAUUCUGAAUAAACAAAAAAAAAAACGUGUCAUGCGCGUUAAAAAUGGACAUAAAACAUACCAGGCUGAGAAGGAACUAAGUCGUCUGUACACAUUGUUAACGACCCAGUCUUUUAUUAGCGUAAUAAGUGCGAUAAGGGGGAUAUAAAUGGAACAGUUUGUUUGAUGAUAAUUUUACUAGUCAGUUUAGUGCUCUCAAUUAUUGAGUUUAAAUGUUUACAAAAAAAUGAACUCGCUACAAUUAAGGUGGAAUUUUGGCACAUUUUAGAUACAAAGAUGAAUACCAACAAUACAAACGACAGUAAAGUACAGGAAGUCAUCAAUGUUCGUCUGACCUCUGACUGGGUUACCAAUGAGUAUAUCUCAAUCAGUCUCGUGGCCGUGUCCGUUCCAUUUAUAUUCUGCAGUAAUAUUAUCGUACUCCUCUCCGUGAUCAAAUUCAAGCGUCUACAGAUCCCAACCAACUUUUUCAUCAUGUCACUUGCAGCAGCCGACAUUGUGAUUGCAAUAACGCUUCCUUUUUAUAUAACUGUUGAGUUAACACCGAUCAAAAUAUCAGACGACACUCUUUGUUUAGCCGCCAACAGGAUUCUCAUGACGGCUGGUGGAGUUUCAAUCAUAACGCUAGCAACUAUCGCCUAUGACCGUUUCACAGCCAUUACGUAUCCUCUAAAAUAUAUCUUACUUAUGAAGAAAAGAAAAAUAAUCGGAUUUAUUCUGUUUUCAUGGUUGUAUAGCAGUUUCAUCUGCUGGAUUCCUGUGAUAUUCGGUUUGCAUGGAAACGUGAGACAACAUUCUUCACAAUGUUCUAACAGUGUUCUUAACCGGAAGUCACGAAUGUUGUUCAUAAGUGCAAUAUUUACCCCAGCAUGUGCUUUAAUUUUAUUUUUCUAUUUCAAAAUAUUCCGGAUCGCGCGACAUCAUGCGCACGCAAUAGCGGCUGUUGAAAACUCAAUCAGAAGUACACUAGAAAGGCAGUUUGUGAAGAGUGAUACAAAAUAUGCCAAAACCAUCGCAAUUGUGAUCGGGGUGUUUCUAUGUUUAUGGUUACCGUAUCAAAUAUGCUUACUCUUAACAUUUAUUGGUUACAGUGAACAAAAUCAGUGGGUGAACAACUAUUUGAUGCUACUGGCGUUCUUCAACAGUGGGGUAAAUCCCUGGGUUUACGCCUAUCAGAACAGUGACUUCAGAUCUGCCUAUAAGAAGUUAAAAGAUUCUUGGAAGUGCAAGUAUACAAUUGACAUUGAAGACAGACGAACCAGUGUAAUUUCAACAAUAAGUGUAAUUCCGUCUUCAAGUACGUCUGCGCGUUUAAACCGCGCGAACAGUAGAGUUCUCGCAAGUGAUAUUCUCUACACACUCAGCCGGCAAAUUGGGACUGAAAACAUUGAGCACGUGCUAGACAGACGUCUUUCGGCGCGGCAUAGUGUGAUAAAUGCCGUCAGUUCGUUACCGGAUUUACUGAAACUCUAUGCCAAUACUUAUAAUAAAAGUACUGCAACAGAUGUGUGUAUCCUAGAAGAUUUGCAAGAAGAUCCUUUAGAGAAAGAGGGGAGUAACGACAGUGCUUAUCCACCGUCUGAUACAAUCAGCUGUAAUUUGUCUAUAUCGUCUGGCGAAAAAUCUGAUAAGGAAGUAAAUGUGUAA
Molecule: messenger RNA, 1697 nt
Organism: Mercenaria mercenaria
Lineage: Eukaryota; Metazoa; Mollusca; Bivalvia; Venerida; Veneridae
Product: probable G-protein coupled receptor No9
Exons: 2
Coding region: 216-1697 (493 amino acids)
Biological process (GO): G protein-coupled receptor signaling pathway
Cellular component (GO): membrane
Molecular function (GO): trace-amine receptor activity
Source: RefSeq, a predicted model, not a curated record